Messenger RNA from Choloepus didactylus (southern two-toed sloth), 4293 nucleotides. It is a transcript of the gene AQP2, whose product is annotated as aquaporin 2. The record is from RefSeq and is a predicted model, not a curated record. Bases 75 to 968 code for a protein of 297 amino acids. Gene Ontology annotation, molecular function: water channel activity. Gene Ontology annotation, biological process: transmembrane transport. Gene Ontology annotation, cellular component: plasma membrane; apical plasma membrane. The transcript is spliced from 4 exons. NCBI's taxonomy places the organism in Eukaryota, Metazoa, Chordata, Mammalia, Pilosa, Megalonychidae.
CUGAGUGAGAACAAGAGAGAGCCACAGUCCCGCUGCCCAAGACCCCCAGGCCAGCCCGCAGACGGCUCUGCAGCAUGUGGGAGCUCCGGUCCAUCGCCUUCUCCAGGGCUGUGUUUGCGGAGUUCCUGGCCACACUCCUGUUCGUCUUCUUCGGCCUCGGCUCGGCCCUCAACUGGCCACAGGCCCUGCCCUCAGUGCUGCAGAUUGCCAUGGCUUUCGGCCUGGGUAUAGGCACUCUGGUGCAGACUGUGGGCCAUGUCAGCGGGGCCCACAUCAACCCUGCCGUGACGGUGGCCUGCCUGGUGGGCUGCCAAGUCUCCUUUCUCCGAGCUGCCUUCUACGUGGCUGCUCAGCUGCUGGGGGCCGUGGCAGGGGCUGCCAUCCUCCAUGAGAUCACUCCACCAGACAUCCGUGGGGACCUGGCGGUCAACGCACUCAGCAACAACACAACAGCUGGCCAGGCCGUAACUGUGGAGCUCUUCCUGACCCUGCAGCUGGUGCUCUGCAUCUUUGCCUCCACCGACGAGCGCCGCGCUGAAAACUCGGGCACCCCUGCGCUCUCUAUCGGCUUCUCUGUGGCCCUGGGCCACCUCCUUGGGAUAUACUACACUGGCUGCUCCAUGAAUCCUGCUCGCUCCCUGGCUCCGGCCGUCAUCACCGGCAAGUUUGAUGACCACUGGGUAAUGGCCGAACCCCCCCCCUCCCAAAUCCAUCUCAGAGGGAGAACAAGGGUUCCAGGACCACAAGAUUGGGCCAGGGUCUUCUGGAUCGGACCCCUGGUCGGCGCCGUCUUGGGCUCCCUCCUCUACAACUACGUCCUGUUCCCCCCGGUCAAGAGCCUGUCGGAGCGCCUGGCGACGCUGAAGGGUCUGGAGCCCGACACCGACUGGGAGGAGCGCGAGGCGCGGCGGCGGCAGUCGGUGGAGCUGCACUCGCCGCAGAGCCUGCCGCGGGGCAGCAAGGCCUGAGCGCCCGCGCGGGCCCGGGCCUCGAAGGUCCCCGGACGGAGGCUCAGAGGAGCUGGGAGUGACCGCCUGGGGGGCCGGAGGUGGCGCCCUGGGCUCAGGGGCACCCGCCAGCCCCGCCGGGACCCAGCCGGAGACGGAAGCACCCACCCCGUUCCUCCUCUCCUCCAGCACCGAAGCUGGUCUCCAGGGCAGAGUAGCUGCUUCCGGACGUGCAGCCGCCGUGGGCCGGCGGGAGGGCGGCCCGGUCCGAGAGGAAAGCACAGGGGGCUGCUGGGGUAACGGGGAGCCUGUCAGAUGCCCUGCGCUGAGGCUACAGGCGGCGAGUAGUCACCUCUCUGCACCCUGAAAGGGGGGAGCUGGGGACUUUGGGGACCCAGCUGGGGAGAGAGGGAGGGCCGGCAGAAAGCAGGAGGCUCUAGAGAGCCUGGACCGCGGCCUUGGUACGUCUGGAAAUGAUCCUUCCGGUUUUGCUGUGUGCAAGUAUGUGUCCAUCCCUGAGUGUCUCCCAGUUCCCGAGUGCAGGGUUGUGCAUGCUCCUGAGUGUGAGCAGGUGCACCUAGUGGUGGCACAAUUGUGCAUGCUGGAGACCUCUCACUCCCCCAUUGUCCCUUUGACCUCUUCCUCCCCCACCAGCGAUAAAUCCCCUUCUUCUGCAGUGGAUGAGUCCUUGCUCCCUGUGAGUCCCAGGGGCUCUAAGGAAGUGCUCCCCAGGAGAAGGGGAAGGGCUGGGUCUGAGAGGGCUGAAGGGAGAGCCCUGAUUUCCAAUCCCUGCCCUGCCCCUCCUGGAAAUUUCCCUUUCCUCAGGCUGCAGCCCCGGGUCCCAAGACAUGUCAGGAUCCAUGGGCUGAAGCAGAGGUGCCAACCAGAGUACAGCUCCCCCAGAAGUGGCCUCUGGGAGAAAAGGAGGGCUGGGUGGCCAAGGACAUCCUUUCUGCCCUGAGGAAGCACCUCUCCAAAAGGAGAAGCAGGCAUAUGUGUGUAUGCCUACAUGUGUGUGUGCACAAGACCCCCAUCUCCAGGGAGGAGGGCCAGACCCAGAGAUUAACCUCCCGCUGCAGCAGAGAAAGCAAAAGCCUUUUGUGGGCCCCUAGCCUUUGUCUUGAGAAAGGGGGAGAUUUGCAACUAGACACUUCUUGAAAGGAGACACUGGUUUCACAACUGAGCUCAGCACACACCUCCAGCUGGCUGGGCAAGGCACUCAGGCACACAGCCGCGGGCAGCGGGCAACACCCCUCCAUCCCCCACCCCUCUCCCAGGCAGCAACGACUCCUUGCCAGGACUCUCUGUUCCCCUCCCUUCCUCCUCUCAGCCCCAGAGUUCCUCCCCUGCUCCCCAGCUCCCACCCUGGACACUGGAUAGUGUUGAGAGAGCAGCCUGGCACUCACAGGACCAACCCAUACACCAGAGAAGAGAAAUGACUUGUCCAGGUAGAGGCAGGUCUGAAUCUAGAACCCAGGCUUCUAAAUUUCCAGGCCAGUGCAGUUGUUCUCGAUAAUUAAGUGAGAUGAUGCAUGUAAAAAUGCUGUGUGAACUGUAAAUCCUAAUACCACUAUCAUGCAUCAUUAGGAUCAUUUUCAUUAUUUAUGCUUCCGGGGAGUGGAGAAUGCAGAAGUGGCCUGGCCCUUGGCCUCCUUUACCUGAGUCAGUGGUCAAAGCCAAAGAGAGCCCUGGGAGCCCCACAGUUAAGACAGAAAAAACCUGGUUUGGGGCUGACCCUAUCCUUGUCCAGCCUCUUGACCUCUCCUCACUCCAAGCUCAUGCUGACUAUUCUCCCAGCUCCCUCCUCCCACCCCCCAGACUGUCCAUUCUCUCCCUCUCUCCAGCCUGCUGCAUAACUAACCUAAGAUCACACCUUGAGCUCCACCCCCCACCCCCGCACUCUCUGUCACCUCCAUGUUUUCAAGGCUUUUGCACAAGCAAUGGAGCAAAGGUGACCUGAGCACCCACUGUGCACCAAGCACCGAAUCUCCAGCCCCUGCCUCCCCUCGAUUCCCUUCAGAGUUGCAAUGCAUAUAAAGACCAUCUUUGUAAUGGCACUCCUACCCCCAUCCCCACUGACACCUUCCCCUUCUCCUCUAUGAUCUUGACCAUCUUCCUUGACUUUCCCUGUGGGGUCAGAAAAGGACUGCCCUGGGCCAUGGGCACUAUGAAGAUGACUCCCAAGCCCAGGACAGCUGGUGACCCACCUGGUCCCGCUGUGGGGGGACGGGGUCUAUCAGGGCCAAAGUGACCUCCGGGGCUGAGCUCCUGGUAGCAGCGUGUCCUUGCUCUGGAGUUCAAAGACAGCAAGGCACUGAGCUGUGAGCCCAGCCUGGGUGUGCCUCAGGCACCUCAUCCCCGCCUGGCCUCACUCCAGCAGACUCCCCUAGCAGGUGCCAAGCAGUUCUCUCAAUGCUCUGCUUUCUGGAUUUCAUCUCCCCCAAAACUAAAUGUUCCCAGCCCCUAUUGCCCAGAUUGAGGCACUGAGGUCAGUGGUUGAAGCAGGAUUCAAAGCGAUGGAGAUGGAGGAGAACUGACACACAUUGAGCAUCUCUUAUAGACCAGCCAGUGUGCUUCGUGCUUUAUAUUUUCCUAUCUACAAAGCACUCCCUUAUCAUCUCCUGUGAUUAUCUCCCAACCCUGUGAGAUAAGCAGAGCAAAUAUUAUUCUUUCCAUUUUAUAGAUUAAGAAAUGGAGGUUAAGAGACUGGUCUAAAAUCACACAGCUACUGUGUAGUGGAGCCAAGACUUGAACUCAGGCCUUCUUAUUCAAAUCCUAUGAGCUUUAUAUUUGGAAACCAGGAAAGACCAGGUCUGUACUGAGGCAAGUCCUAGACUCCUGCUGGGAGCCCCUGGCAGAAACCAGAGCACAUAACUGCACCCACUGUCUUGAGGGCAUAGAGCCUUGGAUAGGGAAGUGACGGGGUAGAGAGGAAAUGACAAAGAACAUCGGAUGGGCUUCUGCCCUUGAAGAGCUCCCAGUCUGCAGAAGGGUAGAGGUCAGACCCACUCCAAACCAGACAGAGGAAGGUAGACAGACCUCCAGGUCCCUAGGCUGGGGACAGAAAAGACUGAGGUGAAGGGAGGAGGAGGCUGACCACUGGGUCCCAGCAGCAUCCAUUCCCACUUUGUGCCAAAUGACUUUGCACCUGAAAAUGUUGCUUUGAUGUUGUUUUAUAUCUUUAAGAUAUGAGUUUGUAUGUGUACAAUGGCUCCCAGACUGUAAGCCUUUUAGGGGCAGGGCUUCUUCCAGUUCUUUGAUGGCCUUCUCCUAUCUGUUUUCUCUCAUCUGUCUUGUCUAGCACAGUAUUCGGCAUAUAGUAAGCACUCAAUAAAUGUUCACUUGC